Molecule: messenger RNA, 4501 nt
Organism: Diorhabda sublineata
Lineage: Eukaryota; Metazoa; Arthropoda; Insecta; Coleoptera; Chrysomelidae
Product: mitochondrial folate transporter/carrier
Exons: 6
Coding region: 145-1152 (335 amino acids)
Biological process (GO): folate import into mitochondrion; nucleotide transport
Cellular component (GO): mitochondrion
Molecular function (GO): FAD transmembrane transporter activity; folic acid transmembrane transporter activity
Source: RefSeq, a predicted model, not a curated record
UGGAGUUGUUAUAUUUUUUCGAAAUCGCAGUCAUUACAGGUGCGAUAUUUUACAUGGUUGAGUUUUGCAUUUUGCAUUAAAAACAGUAAACAUGUUUUUUUAAUGAAAUUUGCAGACACUUCUUAAUUGCAAUAAGAAUUUUGUAUGUCGACAGUGAAAGUACACGAUGCUGACAUUAUACUUCUCGAGUCGAAUGUAUCAGACGAUUUGACGACAACAGUAAUAAUGAAGAAUCAUUCAACAGCAAAACAGACUAACUUGUCUGUUCUCAGCACUUUUAAAUAUGAACAUUUAUUAGCGGGUAUAUCUGGAGGGACUAUCUCAACAUUAAUUUUACAUCCUUUAGAUUUAAUGAAAAUAAGAUUUGCAGUUAAUGAUGGAAGAACAUCAAUACCUCAAUAUAGCAGCUUAACUAGUGCAUUUUAUACAAUAAUUAGACAAGAAGGUAUUAGAGGGCUAUACCGAGGAGUUGCACCCAAUGUUUGGGGCUCUGGAAGUGCCUGGGGAUUCUAUUUUUUGUUUUAUAAUUCAAUAAAAAAUUGGAUUCAACAGGGAGAUACUCAAUACCAUUUAGGACCAAGUUUGCAUAUGCUUGCUGCUGCUGAAGCUGGAAUUUUGACAUUGAUUGUUACAAAUCCAAUAUGGGUAGUGAAAACAAGGCUGUGUUUACAAUAUGGAAAUGAAGAUGUUUACCUGUCAAGGGGUGGACAAUUCUAUCAUGGCAUGUCAGAUGCAUUAGUGAAAAUUUACCGAUCAGAAGGAAUCAAGGGGCUUUAUAGGGGUUUUGUUCCUGGCAUGUUUGGAGUAACACAUGGUGCAUUGCAGUUCAUGACAUAUGAAGAAAUGAAAGCAUUUUAUAACAGAUACAGGAAGUUACCACAUGACAACAAAUUGACCACUGGUGAAUACAUUGGCUUCGCAGCGAUUAGUAAACUAAUAGCAGCAGCUGCUACUUAUCCAUAUCAAGUUAUUAGGGCCAGAUUGCAAGAUCAGCACCAUUCUUAUAAUGGAACAUGGGAUUGUAUUAAAAAAACAUGGAAGUAUGAAAAAAUGGGUGGUUUCUACAAAGGACUAGCUCCGUAUUUACUUCAUGUUACACCCAAUAUAUGUCUAGUCAUGUUAAUUUAUGAAAAAUUUAGUAACAAUAAUUAAUUUUAACUUUUAUUUUUAUGUGUCACUGAUACAAAAUAAUGUUUUUUGGGGUAGUUCCGUUUGAUUACUUACUUUUUCUAAACUUAGUCCUUAACAAUUAACCAGAUAGAAUAGUUCCAUCAAGAUUUAAUUAUUAAUAGUUUCUAAUCAGACAGAUCUACUGUAGAUCUCACUGAAAAUAUUAAAUGUCAUAAUAUUUCAUGUCAGUAAAAUAUUCUCGGUGAAAUUCCAUCACUUUGUUUUACAUAUUUCACAGACUAGAUUGUUGAGUUACGUAUCGAUUUUGUUGCUUUGUCCUCAUUGGAAAUGUUGAGAAAAAUUGUUUGACACUACCCCAAAGCUAAUAAUGAUGUUUUUAGAGUAGAUUGUGUUUUUACUUCAUAAUUAUAUGGAGUUACAAAAAUUGUUUUAUGCAUUUUUUAUUCCUUCACCUGAUUUUUGUAUAUUUUCAGACCACUUGUAGAUGUUUGCAUUUAGUAUUUUCCUCAUAUUCCAUUUUUCAAUUAUCAUAUUUUAUCAUCUUUAGAGUUGAAAAGAACGACUUGAAUGAGUAAAUUUUAAAUGUUUUAAUGUCUGAUAUUUCUUGAUUUCAUUUAGAGAGAAGCUAUGGACACCUUUUUAUCUAAGCUCAGUAAGAUAAUCGCCAUGUUAGAAGAUAUAUUCAAUAUUUUAUUACUAUCAACCAAAUGUGGUAUACUAGACUCAAUAGUAAGAAACAUUAUUCUGUGUCAGACGAUAUAGUUCCAAUUUAACUAAUUAGAAGGUUUUGGAACAAGUUAUCAACUUACUGAAACAAAAUUGUGAAAAUAUUCGUGGAUAAAAAGUUAUAUUGUGAUCUGAUAAUUUAUAUUUGAUAACUUCAUUAAAAAAAGGGUCAUUUAUAAGAAUAAUUACUGUUUAGAAAUUUUACCUCUUCACGUUUAUAACAUAUUUUAAACUUAUUUUAAUUAUCUAACCCAAAUUUUAAAUUUCAAUUGGUAAAUUUAUUCAACAAAGUUGGUCUUAUCAUAAACCUAAAAAAAUCUGACAAAACUAAAGAGAUUACAAUAUAAGAUAUAUUUCGAUUAAAAACAAUAAUACUGAUUACAAGGCAGUGAAAUAUCAACACUGAUUGUAGUAAAUAGAUAAUUGAGAAUUAUUUUGAUUUUACUGAAAUUAGAAUAAAUUCUAUGUGCUGGUAACUUGAACCAAAGCACUUAGUUUAAUUGCUCAGAAUCAAAAAUUUAACAGAUGAUUUAAUAUAUUUUUCUAUGGGUCUUAAAAUUCAUGUCUAGAUCUUAUAGAAAUCAAAAAUUAUCUCAGUAAUAGACAAUUGGCAAUAUUUGGUUUUGAGAGUAACGUGAAUGUGAAUUGAAGUCAGUGUACUAAUGACUUUUGUAAGUUUCUACUGUUGCUGAACUUGCAGUUAGUCCAUUCAUAAUAUUUAAUACUGUGAUAAUAGUUUGUAACAAGUAUGCGGUAAACAUAUCCUUCUUCAAAACCAACUCAAAGAAGAUAACAUAUUAAUGCUGUAAAUAUUGUACGAAAUUGAAAGUUCUGGAACCUUCGGCGAUAUUCUGUACUAAACACACUUUAUAUUUCCACUAUACUAACACAUGGAUGAAAAUGACAAAGUGGUUAUUGAAGUAUUGGUAUAGUUGGAAAGUGAAGUGUAUUUGCUAUAAAACUUUGUAGUCUAAUAUUUAACUGAAAUGUACAAUAUGUAUUCUGCAAAUAAAUGAAUAGAAAUAAAAAUUUAAAAAAAUUGCUUUUGUUUAUGUAGCAAUUCACCCUUAGUGAUUUUUCAAAUUACAAACAAAUCGCGAUUAACCAGAAUUUUAUCUUGUUUAGAUAACUAUAGGUGAUUUCACUAUGAACUAUCAUCUAAAUCAUCUGUAUAAGUUUUGGAUUUAAAUAUUUUUCAUAAUUAUUUAAAUUCAGUGUAAAUUUCCAAAUAACAACUAUUUUCUUAUCAACUUCAGCUAAGUUGUAAUUUCUGGAACUUCAGUGACAUUCAUACUAAACUUACUGUUUACUACCACUACACGAAUACACACAAUAAUUACUAUCCAACGCACAUUUUCAUAACCAAGUUAUAGUUUUCCGUUUACUUUGAGGUUCUGAAGACAUUAAGUUGGAUAUCGAAAUGCUCGUCGGAUUGCGUGAUUGUUGAUGUGGUAGUGAACAGUAUUUUAAUUGACUUAUUAGCUGUAUGUAAUACGACUUCCAUAAGACUUGAUUAUUUCUGUGUGUAAUAAUAGUGUUUAAACAAACAAUUGUUUACAGUUUUUUAAACCCGAAUGUUGUUGAAGUACGUACAUCACGUUUGUGGAAGAUCAAGAUUGAUAAAAACAGUAUUUCAAGACAUAUAAAAAAUAUUUCGAAUAUUGUAUUUGCGAUCUGCUGUAGAACUAUCCUCUUACUUUUGCAUACAAAAAUGAAGAUAAUGCAAUAUUUAAAGGAACGAGAAUUUGUCUUUUGUAAAAUUUUUAUACUGGUCCAAAACAAAUAAUUUUUUUGACGGCCCAAUUAUCAAUUAGUCCUUGUAGCUCUGCCGCUUAAUUUGGUAGAUCCUUUGUUUCCUAUGUUAAACGGUUUUUUCUUAAACAAUAGCAGGUAAACAACAUUCACUGAACAUGUUUAUGGCAAAUUGGUUCUUUUACUUAGAGUGAAUUAUUUUCCUAAUACAUUUUUUAUACAAGUUCAUAGUUACUGUAGUUUCUGCUUUUAUUAUGAUAUUUAAAAAUAUAACCUUGAAAUGAUGUAUCUGAAUUGAAGAUGACAAAAAUUAUAUUUUGGUUGAUGUUAUAAUGAACCAAAUGAAAGCAGUUUACAUCAAAGAAUCAGUAGAGAUAACACACAUUUCCAUUUUUUGCUCAAUUAUUAAUUAUUCUAUUCUCGCAUCUAUGAAAAUUCAAAUUCUUUUCUGAAAAAAAUAUCUUAAUUGGAAAAAUAAAUAGUUAACAUUCACUUUGUUGAGUGUCAUAUUUUAACUAAAGAGUUAAUGUUGUAGUUAGUUCCUAUUGCAUUACGUACUUGCGUUUGUAUUAGGAUUGUUAUAACUUAUUUCCUGUCAACUGUUAUUUUGAAAUCCAGGGUCUCAAAAUGGUGACACAAUCGUAAUAAUUCAGUGAGUUACUUCACAUUGAGAGCGUCUUUAGUUUAAUCUCAUUAAUUUCGAUAGUUUCAUGUAUGAGUCAUAAUUUCUGCAAUAAUGUAUUAGUUUUGUAGAUUAUAUAGAUUAUACGAAGCCCUGCUUUAAAAUAUGUUGACAGGAUGCAACGUCUAUUAAGGUGUGUUUAAAAAUAUAAUAAGAACGUAAAUGUAUGAAUUGUAUACACCUUAUAGAAUAAAUGAUCAAAAGUUGCGA